Anopheles arabiensis is the source of this 915-nucleotide messenger RNA. RefSeq lists its product as uncharacterized. The transcript has 3 exons. NCBI's taxonomy places the organism in Eukaryota, Metazoa, Arthropoda, Insecta, Diptera, Culicidae. The coding region runs from base 199 to 453 and encodes 84 amino acids. The record is from RefSeq and is a predicted model, not a curated record. Gene Ontology annotation, biological process: 2-oxoglutarate metabolic process.
CGCUCUCUCUCUCUAUACACCUCGGCCAGCAAUAACACACGAAAUCGUUCUUUUCUCGGUGAUUUGUUUUGAUAUCGUGCGAAGUCUUUGCGGAACACGGGGCACAAAAAAGGCUCCUCGGAACGUCGGAAGCAGAUAGUUGCACACACAUACACCAUCCCGUUGCCAGUUCAGCUGAAGUUCCGGUUUUAACGCGCCAUGGUAAUGUUGCGCUCGGUGCUGUCCUCCGCCAAGCGCGUGCCGCUGAUCAAGUUCCGCAAGGGUGGCCCGUUCCAGGAGGCGGCCAGCCAUACGGCGGGCGGUGCAGCCGCCAACACAGCCGCUCCAGCGCACGCACGGUCCGUGUCGUCGGGCGAGGCGAUUGAGGAAUGGCAGCUGCCGGCACGCUACCGCAGGAAACCGAUCGAUGACGUCGAGAUGGAUUGCAUUAACCGGGGCGGAGCACCAGCCUAAACCGCUGCUGGUGGGGAGGGCACCAGGCCAGAGCGUAGGUGGUUCCGUCGUGCGUAAUCUCCCCCACCCACCACUCGCCGGAUGGUCCCGAUGGCUUGGCGGUGUUGGGGCACGUGCGUUCCCUAGUCAGUAAAGAGAAAAGAGAGAGUAAAAAACACAAGGCGAUAGCCGGACGGCAAGCGGAAGCAGCACUUAUGCGGCUCUGGUGUAGUUUCUAAAAAGCAAUGUACGUUACAAAACAAAACCCUAUUCUGAAUUGGAGCGGCACUCGAAAUUGAAAACAGUGAGUAACAAAAUUAAACAACCGCAAUUAAUCAGCAGCGGAGGCGAUGAGGGAAGGUUCUUCCGUUUGAUCUACAGGAUGUGCAGCUCUUCAAUCGGCACAACACACGACGUGCAUGCAGGCUACUUUCGUGCUACAAUAAAUAAUUCUAUCUAUAUCAAGAAUGGUGCUAACAGUAA